AUGCUCUCAAUUAAACGUUUGCCGGCGUUAUCUGCAUCUAAAAUACAGCCAAAACAAAACUUUUUGGUGAGAAAUACAGUUGUCGAUAGGCACAUAAAUAAACAGUGCCAGGAUGAUUUAGUGAAUUUGUGUAGAUCGUUCUCUCUGUUGCACAGUUUAACCAGUAAAUCUAGGAACCCGCAAUUUCGCCAAUUCAAUGCUGAGUAUAAGGCAGCUUGUGCUUUGAUACAAAGGUCCAAUUUACCCAGACUUAGUUCUAUCUUCACCAACAAUGUCCGCGGGUUCCGUACCAGUGCCACAGACAGACAAAACAAAAGAGAUGACAAAGAUGAACAAGAUAAAAAGAAAAAGAAUGAAGAAAUGUCUUCCCUUAUGAUGAAGGCAGCUUUCUGGAUGUUCACGACUUGCUUUUUAAUAAUCUUGAGCACACUCUUUGUGCCCGGAGGAGAAAACAAUCAAAAUGAGAUGAUACGCUAUGUAUCAUGGAACGAGUUUGUCUACUCCAUGCUGUCUAAGGGUGAGGUCGAGGAGUUGAUAGUGAGACCUGACCUGGAAGUGGUCACAAUCAUCCUCCACGAAGGUGCCAUCAUCAAGGGAAAAAGAUCCACCCAUCGCGUGUUCCACAUGAACGUGGGUGACAUCCAGCGCUUUGAGGAGAAACUUCGGGAUACUGAGAAGAAUUUGGGGGUGAAAGAAGGUGUUCGAGUGAUAUAUGACAGAAACGGCAGCGUGGCCGGUAAGGUGAUAACGACACUACUCAUAGCAGCCGUCAUCCUCUCCUUCCUUUACUCCACCAGGUCUAUGAGGAUGAACAUUAACCUUGGAGGAUUUAACCAGCUGGGUCGAGCAAAGUUCACUCUAGUGGACUCAAUGAGCGGCCAGGGUAAGGGAGUCAAGUUCGAGGACGUGGCUGGUCUGCGGGAAGCGAAGGUUGAAGUCAUGGAGUUCGUGGACUACCUCAAGAGACCCGAACAUUACAAGAGCUUGGGAGCUAAGGUUCCUAAAGGCGCUCUGCUGUUGGGUCCUCCUGGUUGUGGCAAAACCCUGCUGGCGAAGGCGGUGGCGACCGAGGCGAACGUGCCAUUCUUGUCUAUGAAUGGCUCCGAGUUCAUAGAGAUGAUUGGCGGACUGGGCGCUGCGAGAGUCAGGGAUCUUUUCAAAGAAGCUCUGUCCCGUGCACCCUGCAUUAUCUACAUAGAUGAGAUGGAUGCAGUGGGUCGGGCGAGGUCCUCGGGCCCUACAUCCUUUGGACCUGGAGGUGGUGAGGGGGAACAGACCCUCAACCAACUGCUGGUGGAAAUGGACGGCAUGAAGAGCCGCGAGGGUGUUGUUGUUUUGGCCUCCACGAACAGAGCUGAUGUGCUUGAUAAGGCAUUGUUGCGUCCAGGUCGCUUCGACCGCCAUAUUCUGAUUGACUUGCCCACACUGCUGGAGCGCGAAGAGAUAUUUAACAGACAUCUCAAAAAUAUUGUCUUAGAGAAACUCCCUGACUAUUACGUUAAAAGGCUAGCGUACUUGACGCCCGGGUUUAGCGGCGCAGACAUUGCCAAUGUAUGCAACGAGGCGGCUCUACACGCGGCCAGACACAAACAGUCCAUCGUACGUCACACCGACUUGGAGUACGCCGUCGAAAGAGUCGUGGGUGGUACAGAGAAGCGUAGUCACGCAAUGUCACCGGCAGAGAAGCGAGUGGUAGCGUACCACGAGGCAGGACAUGCGCUCACGGGCUGGUUGCUGGAGCAUACUGACGCACUGCUGAAGGUCACCAUCGUACCUCGCACCAAUAUGGCACUCGGGUUCGCACAGUACACCACUUCUGAUCAGAAACUUUAUAACAAAGAGGAGUUGUUCGACCGUAUGUGCAUGGCGUUGGGAGGUCGCGCGGCCGAGGCGAUCACCUUCAACUCAAUCACCAGUGGAGCUCAGAACGACCUCGAGAAAGUCACUAAGAUUGCAUAUGCUCAGAUUCGAGUAUACGGCAUGUCGAAAACUGUCGGUUUGGUGUCGUUCCCGGACCUGAAAGAGCACGGCAAAAGUCCCUACAGCAAGACCUUGAAGAAUCUGAUGGAUUUGGAAGCGAGGAAACUUAUCGGCGAAGCUUACUUCAGGACUGAGAAACUGCUCCGAGACAAUAAGGACAAACUAAUAAUGUUGGCCGAAGAACUAUUGGAAAAGGAGACUCUGAACUUCAAAGAUGUGCAACGUAUCCUCGGACCGACGCCGUUCCCACAUAAGAAGUUCAUUGACCCCGUGGAGUUUGAGACGAACCUCAAGAAUUUGGAGAACGCGGCGAUACCCGACACUACGCCCGUCGGGGCUCCGUCAACGAAGCCCGAAGGCCCCCCGAUAUAA
This is a messenger RNA of Spodoptera littoralis (African cotton leafworm), 2352 nucleotides long. The record is from the annotation of a GenBank genome assembly. Lineage: Eukaryota; Metazoa; Arthropoda; Insecta; Lepidoptera; Noctuidae.